UUCACUGUGGGGACACGUGUGAAGUGCCCGUCGUUGAGCUGAGGGGAGAAAAAGAGCAGCAAACUUCUGUUUUCAGACACCCUGGUCUGAUUUUUGGGGCGUUUUGUUUGUGGGAAGCUUCGCCGAUUAAGUGUACAACAUGGUGAAGCCUCAGUACAAGGGAAAAUGCUCGAUAAACCCCUCGACGUCCAGCUCCAACCCCGAUCGACCCAAAGGGGCAGGUGGGAACAACAUGAGGGACCGAGCCACCAUCAACCGCCUGAAUAUGUAUAGGCAAAAGCAAAGAUGUAAUAAACAUGGAAAGGUCAUCAAACCCUUACAGUACCAGUCCUCCGUUGCUUCAGGAACAGUAGCCAGAGUUGAACCUAAUAUCAAAUGGUUUGCAAAUACCCGUGUGAUCAAGCAGUCGUCACUUCAGAAGUUCCAAGAAGAGAUGGAAACAGUACAGAAAGAUCCAUAUCGUGUUGUAAUGAGACAAAGCAAACUUCCCAUGUCUCUGUUGCAUGACAGAGUUAAAGCCCACAACUCAAAGGUGCACAUUUUAGACACAGAGGGCUUUGAGACCACAUUUGGGCCCAAAGCUCAGAGGAAGAGGCCCAGUCUGGUGGUUGAAGAUAUGAAGGAUCUCGUGGAACGAGCAGAGGCUUCAGCUCUGAGCUACAACGCAGACAAAGACAAAGACCUGGUAACAGAAGACACAGGGGUCCGAGAUGAAGUACGGGAGGAGAUUUUCAAAAAGGGUCAGUCCAAAAGGAUCUGGGGAGAACUUUACAAGGUUAUCGACUCAUCUGAUGUUGUCAUCCAAGUGCUGGAUGCCCGUGACCCCAUGGGAACACGCUCCAAGAGCAUUGAGGCGUACAUGAAGAAGGAGAAACCCUGGAAACAUCUGAUCUUUGUGUUGAACAAGUGCGACCUCAUCCCCACCUGGGUCACGAAACGGUGGGUAGCUGUUUUGUCCCAGGAGUACCCGACUCUGGCUUUCCACGCCAGCCUGACUAACUCCUUCGGUAAAGGCUCUCUCAUCCAGCUCCUCAGGCAGUUUGGAAAGCUCCACACAGACAAGAAACAGAUAAGCGUGGGUUUCAUCGGCUACCCGAAUGUAGGAAAGAGCUCAGUCAUCAACACACUUCGGUCUAAGAAGGUCUGCAACGUGGCACCCAUCGCAGGAGAAACAAAGGUGUGGCAGUACAUCACUCUGAUGAGGCGCAUUUUUCUCAUUGAUUGCCCCGGUGUUGUCUACCCAUCAGAGGACAGUGAAUCUGAUAUUGUCUUAAAGGGGGUGGUUCAGGUAGAGAAGAUCAAGAACCCAGAAGACCACAUCGGUGCAGUACUGGAGCGAGCCAAGCCUGAGUACAUUCAGAAGACUUACCGUGUCCCUGCGUGGAAAUCUCCUGAAGACUUUCUGGAGAAGCUGGCAUUUCGAACUGGAAAACUUCUGAAGGGAGGUGAACCUGAUCUCUCCACAGUCUCCAAAAUGGUGUUGAAUGACUGGCAGAGGGGACGUAUCCCCUUCUUCGUGAAACCUCCUGGACCUGAGGGGGAUCCGGAUAAUGAAACCCAACUGGCAGUUGAAGCAGCACCAGUUCUAGAGGAGAAUGUGCCGGAGGAACAGCCAGACCUUCCUGAAACGGUCUCAGCAGAGCAGAAGGAACAGUUGCAGAGACAGAAGGAGCAGGUCCAGAAGAUCCUCUCCAACGUUCGACAAAACUUCGGAAAGAUCAACGUGGCACCGGAGUUCAGCGAGGAGGACCUUGUACCAGUGGAGUUGCCGGACCUGGACAUGUCUGACGACUCUGGAUCAGAGGCUGAUGAAGAUGAGGGUGCAGAGGAGGAUGAGGCCAACGUUGAGCCAGGAGAAGAAGAGGCUGAGGCUACAGCACCUCAGACUGAGAAGGCAAAUAGCAAAAAGAGUUCACGGGAGGUGAUUCUUGAACUCGAUGAGAAAAUUGCCAAGUACAAGCAGUUUCUGGAUCGAGCCAAAUCCAAGCGCUUCUCUGCAAUCAGAAUACCAAAGGCGCUUUCUGACAGACUGUUCACAGACAUGAAGACUAAACAAGCAGCAACCAAACAAGCACAAAAGAGAGGAAAUCAGUCAACAGCUGUGAAACAGAAAAGCAAGAAGAGGAAAACCGAGAACGUGGAUGAGUCCACAAAAACCCUCAAACUUACAUCAAAACAGAAACGAGCAAUGGAACGUGCCAACAGGGUGAAGAAAGUUGGCACGCGUUAUUAUGAAACUCACAAUGUGAAGAACAAGAACAAGAACAGGAAGAUCCCAACAGAAGGUCAAAGAGCUAAAAGAUCAAAGCACUAGACUUAAAAAAAAUACUUGAUGCCUGUAUGUAAUUUAGUCAGAAUGAGUCAAUUUUAUUGAAACGACAAAUUAACAACAACUGAAAAGCUAAAUCUUAAAUGUUUUUUGUCGUGGCCAUGUGAUGCCUUGUGUUGGCUGCAAGAAAACCAUUUCCACAUUGCCUUUCCAGCUUUUUCUCCUUUCAGCUGGGAACGGUUUCAAAAUCGUGCGAUUCAUUCAUCAUUCACAAGUGUACUGCUCUUCUUGAUGUUCAAGAGAAAUGUGCAGUUUGUUGAUGGUUUGACUAUACAUUAUAAAAUGUUUGCAGAAAACAUUCAGCCUUAAUGUAUCAGAUGGCAAAAUAAGACCAAUUAUAGAAGUUAUAAAAUCCUGUAUAAAAA
Austrofundulus limnaeus is the source of this 2694-nucleotide messenger RNA. RefSeq names its product G protein nucleolar 2 (gene gnl2). Gene Ontology annotation, molecular function: GTP binding. Gene Ontology annotation, cellular component: nucleolus. The record is from RefSeq and is a predicted model, not a curated record. The transcript is spliced from 16 exons. Bases 140 to 2314 code for a protein of 724 amino acids. NCBI's taxonomy places the organism in Eukaryota, Metazoa, Chordata, Actinopteri, Cyprinodontiformes, Rivulidae.